Bursaphelenchus xylophilus (pine wood nematode) is the source of this 2284-nucleotide messenger RNA. Lineage: Eukaryota; Metazoa; Nematoda; Chromadorea; Rhabditida; Aphelenchoididae. The record is from the annotation of a GenBank genome assembly.
AUGAGUGUUGACGGGAAAGGGAUUUUGAGGAAAUCGAAGCGCUCGGCCCUGGCAGAACCGAUUCUUCGGACUGGCGAAGAUGAACAAAAGGCAGUGUUACGGCCCCACAAGUACGCCACAUACGUAAGAUUAUCCAAUUCAUGCCCGUCUGUCGAUUCCUGAACACUGUUAUUUAUUGGUUUCAGCGGAAAUGUUUCAUCCUGAUCCGUCAUGCUGAAACUUGUGCUGAUGUGUGGCCGGAGUGGGUCGACUUGUGCUUUGACAGUCAAGGGAAGUACACUCAGGUCAACCUCAACUUUCCGCGAUUCCUGAUCAAACGCCCCGAUGUCCACGAGUAUAUUCAUGAUCCGCCGAUCACUCAGAUGGGCAAGUACAAUAUAAUUUGCAUAACCUUAGUUUCUGCUUGUAGGUUGGACCCAAGCCAGUUGCGUCACCGAGUCGUUGGCGAUCUCCUCGAUGCCGGUUACUUGCAUUUAUUCGAGUCCUUCCUUCAAAUGUGUCCAAACUGCUCAAGCAAUUGCCUCCAGGUUCGAGAAAAAACAUGGCGUAAAGGCGACGAUCAGAGUGGAGCCCGCGCUCGCGGAGUUCAUUGGAUUCAACGAGAACCCGGUUGCCAGGUAGGCAAAGUAUCUUUGCGGAAAAAUCUUUUUUUUUUUUCAACGAAAACGAUGACAAAUGGGAAACAAAGUGUCCCCCUUUCUCUUUCUCUCACAAAAAGCGGGCGCUGAAUCGAGUGGGAAAAUAACGAGAGAAGCUGCCGGCCCAAGUAGUAUAGUGGUUAGUACUCCACGUUGUGGCCGUGGCGACACAGGUUCGAUUCCUGUCUUGGGCAGCCUCGUUUUUUGAUGAUUUUUAUUAAUUUAGUGAUUGUUUGUGUAUGGGUUAACACAAUUUAUUUUGUUGCUAGGUUUUUCAUCGGUCCUACAGAUGGUUUUUUUCAGGUUCUUCGACGUUCAGACUUUGAAGGAUUGUCAAUAUCACAUUGCAGACAAUUACACACCCAUAACAGAAUUGGACGAUAUCCAAUUCAUCAAGACCGAAAAGAAGGAAGCCUUCUAUCACCGCAUUGCUAAGGCCUUUGAGCAUAUCAGGGCGUAAGUCAACCUCAUGAAAAUACUGGAAUUGGGAGAUUUUAUUCUUUUAGAAAAACUAAGAAUGAGGUCAGAGUUCUUUUGGUGGUCCCUCCAUCUGUGAUGGAUGCUCUCGUUAAAGGGGCCAAGAACAAGACUCCGGACAUGGUAUCGGACCACCAACUGAAGUAUCGAAUGAAGGACUUCUACCCUCCUUUGUCCAACAUCUUUUUGGUCCAGAACAUGACCGAGAUCAAGAAUGUAAUAGAUAAAUUUGAAUUAAUUUUGUAUCAAGAUGGGCAAUAUUUUUAUGUUUAUUCGACUUUCAGAAGACCUUUUCAAUCCUCCUCCGUCCCAUCCCCAAAAUGACCAUAUUUGGGUAUGUGAAUCGAGUGGACUUGGAGUUCCUGAAGGCAUCGACGGACUUUGAGAGUAAGGAUAAUGAGGAACAGAAGUCGGAAGAGGAAAGUAUGCAGAGAAGGAAGAUUCUGAAGAAGGUUAAAAACAGGACGUCCGUUGUGGAGGUUGCAACUGCUGGGGAUCUCAAAUGGGAACAGCCUUCGCAAAUAGCCCCAAAAGUGUUCGAUGACAAGUACAGAGAGGAGGGUACUGUAUUCCAGAAGAAGAAAAUCCCGUUCGAAGAGAAGAAGUUGGGAAAGGGGUAGGGUUACUAUAUAUAAUAUCUCUUCGGUUACAGUAACAUCGUAGCGUUGUGGUAAUUUUAGUAAGGGUACUGUAUAUACUGUAACUUGACUAUGACAUGUAUAUAAUAAUAUGUGAAGGGUUACGAUUUAGAAAUAUUUUAGACUAAAAUUUUUUCAGUCACUGUAAGUUUUGUAAUAAAUAUUGUUUGAGGUUAUAGCAUGAUUUUUUGAAUUGUAGCACCCGGCCAAACCAUUACAUGGUCGAUGAAAAGGAGAAAAGCAAAGAGUCCAUCGAUGAGGCGCCUGGGAAUGAAAACAGUAAGUUAACGACAGCAGAAGACAAUAUUUUACGUUUUUUCUUACAUUACUUUUGUUGUUUUAGUCGCUCCGUUGGAAGCCGAUGCGGAUGAUCACGAGGAAGAUGAGCCCAGUGUAAGUUCACUGAUUUGUGUUUUCGGGGUACAGUAAUAUUUCGAUUCAACUUACUAUGUGUGUACUUACAACCUCGUUUAGAAGAAGCACAAUUACGCCAACCAAGUUCCAAAAACCGGGCGAAGACACCGGAAAUAG